AUGAGCUUCGGCUGUAGUGCUGGAGACCUUUUUGUCCUCGGAGCGUUGGCCUGGAAGCUCUACAAGAACUGCAAAGAAUCCUCCAUCGAAUUCAAGCGCGUCUCUAGCGAGGUCGCAUCGCUCCACGUUGUCAUAAAGGAAACCGAAGAAUACGUCCAAGAGACCCACGGGCGUAGUCAGUUGCGGUGCGCUCGACUUAAGAUCCUGAUUGACGGAUGUAGGGAUGUUCUCGUGGAGCUUGAGAAAUUAUUGAAUAGCUAUGAGAGUUUGGGGACGCAGCAACAAAGAACUUGGGAUCGUAUGAAAUGGGGUUUGGAAGAAUUGGCGGACGUGAGAUCGAGGAUCAUUUCCAACACUACCCUUCUUACUGCGUUCACUUGCAGUUUGGCCAAAUAUAGUUCUUCAACUACACGAAUCGAGAUGCGACUUAACAAAUUCAUUCAAGAAGUCAGAGCUGGACUCCGUGAAGGCUCUGUAAUAUCAUCGUCGGACGUUGCAGAGAACAUCGACUCUGAAGAUAUAUGGCAUCUACUGGGACGAGAAUUGGAGGACGUGGGAAUAUCUGCUUCGGUCGUGGAGGAGAAUCAUGAGUACAUCAGCAAUUGGCUAAAGACAGCCAUUUCAAAUGGCAUGCUAGAGGAGAUGGAUCACUCAAGACGACCCGAAAUGGAAGGCUCGGUUGACUCUGGGUAUGGAAGCUUUCCUGGCGACACAUCUGACACACGAAGUCUUGGUCCCAUCACUGUUGCCAAUGAGGAGUUCGGAAACCAGUUGUCGCAACAUUCUUCUCGAGUUCGCUUGAAAAAUUCUACGCUCUUGACCAAAACUGACACCAAGGUCACAAAAGCCUCGAGCGUGUCUUCUGUGCUGUUCAGGCUCUUCAAGAAAGAUACAGCGAUCGUUGAGGCUGCCAGCGAUGGAGAUAUCGCUAGAGUUGGUAGUUUGAUCAGCUCAGGUGCGAAUGUGAAUGCUCGGGAACAAUGGGGUUGGUCCGCUUUGAGCAUGUGCGCAUACGGUGGUCACGUUGAAAUCUGCCGUAUGCUGCUAGAUCAUGGCGCCGACUUGGACAAUAUUGAUGUAGACGGAGAUACGCCGGAGAGUCUGGCAGCAAAUAGAGGUCAUGCAGAUGUCCUGAUCAUGCUGGAAGAGGAGAGGGCUACUACACGACCGCACCUACGGACGUUUGCAGCUGUUGUCACCACUUCGAGGAGGAUCGAAUUGACCGGCUCUUCUGUGAUUUCGCAGUCCUCUAAUAGGCCUCCCCGAUACAUACAGUACUUCUCUAUAUUGGCAUCAUUCCUUCGAAGCUCUUCUGGCCAUGCCUCGUCGACCCUCGAACCCGUUCCCCAACAACUCGCCGUCAAUUCCCUGGCCGUCCUUCUCUCACCUCCAGCAGAGAAGGGCGGCGGUCUGUUCAAAUCAGGCUCUGGGAAACCUAGCAGAAUAGCACAAUUCUUCUCUGCUACACCUAAGUCAAAAGCAGAAGCACAAUCUGCUGCGGCAGCAUUGCUUGCAGCGAGCAGGGCGCAGGAGCAGCUAUUCCUCAAUUCAACAACACCUCCAAUUAGCAACCCAUCACUGUCAUUACCGACUAUUUCCCUUUCCACGGCGACGGCGGAUUGCAUCAACAUGGAUGCGCCGCCUACCACACUCUUUCAACCCCCUUCUCCCGGCGAGGCAAGGCGCUUGGCCAAGCAACAUGCACAGUUUGCACCUCUCAACUCCCAGUCUCACCGAUACACAAGUCGGCAUCAGGGAGGCGAGUUCCCUGAACCGAUCAUGGAUGAGCCGCCCUACUAUUACCUCCUCACCACCUAUAUUUCCUACCUCAUCCUCAUCAUAUUCGGGCAUGUUCGCGACUUCUUUGGUAUGCGAUUCAGAGAAGAGAAUUACCGUCACCUCAAAUCAAGAAACGGAUACGCUGCACUCAAUAGUGAUUUUGACAACUUCUACGUGCGGCGACUGAAAAUGCGCAUCAAUGACUGCUUCAAUCGGCCAGUUACGGGUGUCCCAGGCAGAUAUAUCAAUCUACUCGAUCGGACCACGGACGAUGGCAAUUAUCACUUCCAAUUCACGGGGACAACGACCGAGACACUGAAUAUGAGCUCGUACAACUAUCUUGGCUUUGCACAAUCUGAAGGUCCAUGCGCAGAUUCGGUAGAAGAGAAUGUAAAGAGAUAUGGCUUGAGUAUGGCUAGUCCUAGGGGUGACGUGGGCACUUCUGAUAUUGCAGUUGAAUGUGAAAGCUUAGUGGCGGAAUUCGUUGGCAAAGAAUCUGCAAUGGUUUUUUCUAUGGGGUUUGGUACCAACGCGGCUGGUUUUCCCGCACUGGUGGGCAAGGGAGAUUUGAUCAUCUCUGAUGAGCUAAAUCACGCCUCUAUUCGUUUCGGAUCACGCCUGUCGGGCGCCAUGAUUGAGUCCUUUAAACACAACGAUAUGAGAGAUCUGGAAGCGAAGCUGCGCGAUGUCAUCUCGCAAGGUCAGCCACGUACACACAGGCCAUGGAAAAAGAUCUUGGUGGUGGUUGAGGGUCUGUAUUCCAUGGAAGGCACGAUGUGUAAUCUGCCAGGUUUGGUCCGACUCAAGAAGAGGUACAAGUUCAAUCUGUUCGUCGACGAGGCUCACUCAAUCGGUGCCCUGGGACCUAAGGGUAGAGGUGUAUGUGAAUACUUUGGGAUUGACACCAAGGAAGUCGACAUCUUGAUGGGCACUUUGACCAAGUCUUUUGGAGCCAAUGGUGGGUACAUUGCAGCAGACAAGGCCAUCAUUGACAAGCUUCGGGUCACCAAUGCGGGGACCAUCUAUGGAGAAUCACCUUCGCCUGCCGUGCUCUCUCAAAUCAACAGCGCUCUUCGGAUAAUCAGUGGAGAGAUCGUUCCAGGUCAAGGCGAGGAACGAUUGCAAAGACUUGCUUUCAAUUCACGCUAUUUGCGAUUAGGGCUGAAGCGUCUCGGCUUUAUUAUAUAUGGGCAUGACGACUCUCCCAUCAUCCCUCUUCUACUAUACAACCCGGCUAAAAUGCCGGCCUUUUCACACGAGAUGCUCAAAAGAAAGAUAUCGGUUGUUGUGGUGGGCUAUCCAGCUACACCGCUGAUCUCGUCGCGGGCAAGAUUUUGUGUGUCCGCUGCCCACAACAAGGAUGAUCUGGAUCGCUUUCUCUCCGCUUGUGACGAGAUUGGGAACGUACUACAACUCAAGUUCGCCAGCGGCAUUGCAGGUGGGGCGCCGCCGCUAGAGCAUGGAGUGACAUGGGAAAUGGAACAGAGCCGCAGACGUCUGCAAAAGCAUGACAAGUCUGUCAAGGCACUCGUGUCUACGCCCAGGUGGCGUUUUGAAGACGUUGUGAAACGCGGUGUCCAAGAUGUCAAAGUGCCGUUACGGUGA
Messenger RNA from Endocarpon pusillum Z07020, 3384 nucleotides. RefSeq lists its product as uncharacterized. Gene Ontology annotation, cellular component: serine palmitoyltransferase complex. Gene Ontology annotation, molecular function: serine C-palmitoyltransferase activity; protein binding; pyridoxal phosphate binding. The transcript has 4 exons. Lineage: Eukaryota; Fungi; Ascomycota; Eurotiomycetes; Verrucariales; Verrucariaceae. The record is from RefSeq and is a predicted model, not a curated record. Gene Ontology annotation, biological process: sphingosine biosynthetic process; ceramide biosynthetic process. The coding region runs from base 1 to 3384 and encodes 1127 amino acids.